AACCCCACCGCCACGAGCCUUAUUAUUAUUUUCCCCCGUGGGACAUGACGAUUGACGGGUCAUUUCGCGGCAUUUUCGUCAUUUCACCUCGGAGAUACACGGAGCGCGGCAAUCGACCAACGGUUGGGAGUUUUUAGUGGAAGGAAAGAAUAGCCGCAGCUGAGAAGGGAGAGAAAGAGAGGGGGGACACAUACAUCGACCACCAAGCUUUGGUUUCUCCGUCUCUCCCUCUCUUCCGCUGGACCAGGAAACCCUAUUUUUUCCCCAACCAUUAACGUGCUGAUAAAGUUGAUACUCGUAGUCUGGAAUUUCCGUUUUUAGCUUCUUCCUUCGAGAACUCCGUUAGUUCAUCCCAAAUGAUUUCAUUUGUUAAUGUGUCCAUAUAAGUAAAUCUCCUUAUAUUCUUCAAUAUGGCGGCAAUUUCGAAAUUUCCGAUUUGUGCGCACCGCGAAAAUGCUGUUAGAUUCGGGCUGCAGUCGACUCCGGGGAUCAAUCGAAGCGUAACGACGAAUAUUUUAAGGCCUUCUGAGGGUGACCUGUUCUGCUUCUCUCGAAUAUCUCUUAGUCGGUCGAGUUGUGCUAUUAGAUACCCAAGUGUUCGCAUGGCAUUAGUGGAUGAGAGGCUCUCACGGGGAAGAGAUGUGACUAGGUCUUCAGGAAUCUUGGCAUAUGAUCUUAUUCAAGGAGCACUUGUAAAAUGGUCUUCAAUUGUGGAUAAGUCAAUACCUGAUCCGCCAACAGCCGUUCUUCUGCAUGGCAUUUUAGGUAGCAGGAAGAAUUGGGGAACCUUUGCGCGGAGAUUGGCCCAAGAAUUUCCAACAUGGCAGUUUCUUCUGGUAGACCUGCGGUGCCAUGGUGAUUCUGCAUCAAUUAAGAAGCAAGGACCUCAUACUGUUGCUUCUGCGGCUCUUGAUGUUUUAAAGCUUGUUGCACGGCUUAGAUUAACACCGAGAAUUUUAGUUGGUCACAGCUUUGGAGGAAAAGUUGCUUUGAGCAUGGUUGAACAAGCUGCAAAACCUCUUGCACGACCUGUUAGGGUUUGGGUUCUGGAUGCUACUCCUGGAAAAGUUCGAGCUGGUGGAGACAAAGAGGAUGAUCCCGCUGAAAUAAUUUCUUUCCUGAGGACGAUGCCAGAGAAGGUCUCGUCAAAGCGGGAUGUCGUUAAUGCUCUUGUUGAAGAAGGGUAUUCUAAAGAUGUGGCGCAGUGGGUGGUAACUAAUCUCCGACAGACUAGUCAUCCUGGUUCAUCAUCAUCAAGCUUCUCAUGGGUGUUCGACCUGAAUGGAAUUUAUGAAAUGUUUCAAUCCUACGAAGAAACAAAUUUAUGGCAAGUCGUGGAAGAUGUACCGCAAGGCGUUCAUGUGAAUUUUUUAAAAGCAGAAAGGAGCUUGCACAGGUGGGCUCUCGAAGAUCUCCAGCGAAUUCAUAUUGCUGAGGAGCUGGCUGCUGAUGAGGGUGGUGGGGUUGAAAUGCAUGUUCUUGAAGAUUCCGGCCAUUGGGUACAUGCUGAUAAUCCAGAUGGACUUUUUAGGAUUCUUUAUUCAUCCUUUCAGGGACUUAAAACAUAAGGUCUUCAUCAUGGCGCCCUGCAUCCGUUUUGAGAGCCGCGGAUUGUACCCACCCAGUAUAUGUUUGGCUCACACUUCUAUUGUGUUCAUAGCAAGUACUCUUUAUUUUUAUUUUUAUUUGUUCUUUUUGGUUCAACCAUUUGGGUAGGUCGUAAACAAAAUUUUUAAUUUUUUUCCCCUUUUUCGUUGGGGUUCUUGAGGCAUGUUUUGGAAGCUAUAUAGGUUGUCAUAGGUCCAGGGCUUACAGCAUCUAACACAAAAAAUGUAUUUUUGUGAGUGAACAAUAUAUUGAAUUGCGGAAGAUCAUAGUUGUUCAUUGCCUUUUGCACAAA
This is a messenger RNA of Malania oleifera, 1900 nucleotides long. RefSeq lists its product as uncharacterized. Lineage: Eukaryota; Viridiplantae; Streptophyta; Magnoliopsida; Santalales; Ximeniaceae. The record is from RefSeq and is a predicted model, not a curated record. Bases 411 to 1568 code for a protein of 385 amino acids. The transcript is spliced from 13 exons.